AUGCUGGGGGCUGGCAAUAUGACAGAUGCUGACGUGGCAGGGAGUGUGGGAGCUGACGUGGCAGGGGAGAGGCAGGAAAUUGAUGUGUGUGGGGAGAGGGAGAGGAGUGCGGCGGGGCGUGUGGCAGUAGAAGCGCAGUUGAGAAGCCUGGGAGAGGAGAUGGCGAUCUAUGAUGGUGACACACCCCAUGCUGCUCGCCGGGCCAUCCGAGGGCAGUCCCGCCUGAUCUUAUCGAAUCCCGACAUGCUGCAUGUCACCAUGCUGCCUGGCCACCGGGACUUCAUUCGUUUCCUCUCCAACCUGCGCUUCGUGGUGGUGGACGAGGCGCAUGCAUACAGGGGCGCGUUUGGCUGCCAUGCGGCUCUCAUCUUCAGACGCUUGCGCCGCCUGUGUGCUCAUGGUGGGUGGGUGGCACAUGCGUACAGGGGCGCGUUUGGCUGCCAUGCUGCUCUAAUCUUCAGACGCAUGCGCCGCCUGUGUGCUCAUGGUGGGUGGGUGGGAUCGGCAGUUGGCUUCUACGGCUCAGAUCCGAUCUUCAUAGUGUGCUCUGCCACGUGUGCGGAUCCCAAGGACCAUGUGCGAUCCCUGCUGGGUGUGGACGAGGUGACAGUGGUGGAUGGCAGUGACGAUGGCAGCCCCUGUGGUCGCAAGAGCUUUGUGCUCUGGAACCCGCCCAUCACCUUGCCGCCUGUGAGCAACCCCCUCUUGACCCCCACCCCAAGGAUCUCAGGUAGUACCGUAAUAGGGACCGCACCCCCUCUUCACCCCGCCUCUGCGGCGCGGCUCAAGGAGGCACAUGCCGCAGGUGCGUUGGGACUGCAGGUGCGUUGGUUGGGACUGCAGGUGCCUUGGGACUGCAGGUGCGGUGGGACUGCAGGUGCGGUGGGACUGCAGGUGCGGUGGGACUGCAGGUGCGGUGGGACUGCAGGUGCGGUGGGACUGCAGGCCAGCCCCAUAGUGGAGGUGGCGCUACUGUUGGCAGAGGUGGUGGUACAGCACAACACUCGGUGCUCUGCUCCUCUCCAUAACCUCUUCUUCCUCUCCUCGCCCACUCUCACGAUCCUUCGCUUCCCUUCCCUUCCAUCGUUUCCCCAUCCCUUCACCAGCCCCAUAGUGGAGGUGUCGCUACUACUAGCUGAGAUGGUGCAGCACGACUUACGCUGCCUGGCCUUCUGCAAGACAAGGAAGCUGUCAGAGCUCGUCCUCACAUACACCAAGGAGGUGUUGCGGGAGAGAGCACCGCAUUUGGUGGACACAGUGCUGCCAAGCCUUUACCACCCGCCUCAUCCCUGCCGCUUCCCCUCCCCUUCCCAUGCCGUGCCGUGUCCCACCGCCCAUUUCAUGCCUGUCGUGUGCCAUCUCCCAUUCUGCCACGCCCAUGGGUCCACACCACACACCAGCAAGGAGGUGCUGCGGGAGAGAGCACCCCAUCUGGUGGACACAGUGCUGGCAUACCGUCAGCCACUUACCAUGCUGUUGCUCGCCACGACCUCUCCCUCCCUCCCGCAUUUCCGCUCUUGCCUUGUGACUUUGUCGGCCCUGCCUGGACGCGCUUCCACUCUUCCCCUCCGUGCCCUUGCGUGCCAUGAGCUGCCUGUUGCCUGCCGCUACUGCACUCGCGCUCCUCUGAGGGAGAACCCACACAGGAUAGCUGAGGUAGUGCUGUUGCUGAUGCACACCGCCAGCCUCUGGCAGCAGGCCGGCCGGGCACGGCUGGCUAGGGCAGGCCGCAGGGCAGGCUGCAGGGCAGGCCGCAGGGCAGGCUGCAGUGUGCAGGGCUCACACAAGCCAUUCUCCAUGCCCACUCCUGCCCCUCAACCCCCCAACACAUCCCAUCAGGACCGGCGGCGCAUAGAGAGGGAGCUGUUUCACGGGCGUCUCCGUGCCGUGGCAGCAACAAGUGCUCUCGAGCUAGGAGUGGACGUGGGGGCUCUCGACGCCACCCUCCACCUCGGCUUCCACGGCUCCACCGCCAGCCUCUGGCAGCAGGCCGGCCGGGCAGGCCAGGGCAGGGACCGGCGGCACAUAGAGCGGGAGCUGUUUCACGGGCGUCUCCGUGCCGUGGCAGCAACAAGUGCUCUCGAGCUCGGAGUGGACGUGGGGGCUCUCGACGCCACCCUGCACCUCGGCUUCCAUGGCUCCACCGCCAGCCUCUGGCAGCAGGCCGGCCGGGCAGGCCGCCGGGAAAAGGCCUCUCUCUCCAUCUACGUUGCCUUUGAUGGGCCUCUCGAUCAGUACUUCAUGGCGGCUCCUGAGAGGCUGUUCUCUCGGCCAAUCGAGCGCUGCCAGCUGGACGCAGAGAAUCCCCUGGUGAUGCGGCAGCAGCUGCAGUGCGCUGCGGCGGAGCUGCCGCUGCUGGAGGAUGUGGAUGGGAGGUUCUUUGGCCCGUCAUUGGCCGAGAGGAUUGCUGAGCUGGCAGGGAAGGGCGUGCUCGGGAGGAGCCCGGAGAAUCCCGAGGUGGACCGUAGUUGGAGGUACAUUGGGGAGGGGAGGCGGCCGGCGCAGUUUGUCCCGGUGCGGGCGAUCGACCCAAACACGUAUGCGGUGGUGGAGACGAGGACAGGGAGGGUACUGGAGGAGAUUGAAGAGAGCAAGGCCUUCUUUGUGCUGUACGAGGGUGCAGUGUACCUGCAGCAGGGGCGAACCUUCCUGGUGACUUCCCUGGAUCUGGAGAAGCGGGAGGCACGGUGUGUGCGAGCGGAUGUGCGGUAUUACACCAAGACGAUUGACAUGGUCACUGUGACAAUAAAGGGGGGCACUCUGGCUUUUCCAUACCCACACAUGCCAUCAGCAAAGCCUGCUUCAGCUCCUACUGAUAUGAUGUCAGCACACACAGUGCUCAACGAGGCGAUGACCUCAGCAGCACAUGCAGCAGCACCCUCUGAGCCAAUGACGUCAGCACACGUGGCAAAAGGCAGUGUGCUGACAUCAGCACAGACAGCGCCGUGUGAGGUGACGACUCGGUGGACUGGUUACCGCAAGAUGUGGCGCGGGUCAGGAGAGCCGUUUGAAACGGUUGAGAUGACACUGCCAGAUGUAACGUACGCCACCCAGUCACUGCAGUCGCUCACUCGCAUGCUGCGUUUCCUCAUGCUCGGCAUUCAAACCGUCUCCGUCUCACUCGCACUUGCAUCUGUGGGGGCGUGGGGCGGGCAGGCAGUGUGGGUGGGCGUGGCGGGCGGGACAAAGGCGGCAGUGGAGGCAGCAGGGAGUGACUACCGUGCCAGUCUGCAUGCUGCCGCUCAUGCCCUCGCCAACAUGGUGCCCCUCUUCCUAUCCUGCAUGGCAUCGGACAUGGGAGUGGAGUGUGCAUCGCCCUACGACUCGCGCUUCUUCCCCCAGCGCCUCCUGCUCUACGACAAGCACCCGGGAGGGAUAGGCUUGGCGGUGCAGGUAUGUCCGAUAGGCAGAGGGGAAGAUACUCCUUCUAUCCACCGCCCCUGCUUUCACCGCUCGCCCUACGACUUGUGCUUCUUCCCCCAGCGCCUCCUGCUCUACGACAAGCACCCGGGAGGGAUAGGCUUGGCGGUGCAGGUAUGUCCGAUAGGCAGAAGGGAAGAUACUCCUUCUAUCCACCGCCCCUGCUUUCACCGCUCGCCCUACGACUCGCACUUCUUCCCCCAGCGCCUCCUGCUCUACGUCAAGCACCCGGUCGGGAUAGGUCUGGCAGGGCAGGUAUGA
Molecule: messenger RNA, 3681 nt
Organism: Closterium sp. NIES-65
Lineage: Eukaryota; Viridiplantae; Streptophyta; Zygnematophyceae; Desmidiales; Closteriaceae
Source: the annotation of a GenBank genome assembly